Marasmius oreades (fairy-ring Marasmius) is the source of this 1639-nucleotide messenger RNA. RefSeq lists its product as uncharacterized. The coding region runs from base 13 to 1548 and encodes 511 amino acids. Lineage: Eukaryota; Fungi; Basidiomycota; Agaricomycetes; Agaricales; Marasmiaceae. The record is from RefSeq and is a predicted model, not a curated record. Gene Ontology annotation, molecular function: iron ion binding; monooxygenase activity; oxidoreductase activity, acting on paired donors, with incorporation or reduction of molecular oxygen. The transcript is spliced from 13 exons.
UAUCCGUCCUCCAUGACUGUCAGUAGGUACAUUCUCAUUGCGACUCUCGCGUUCUUGAUUCUUAUCGCGAAACAUUUUCGCGGUCGAAAGCGUGAGCGAACGUUGGAUGCUAUUCCAACGAUUGGAGCGACUGGUCCUUUCUCUUUUAUAACGAACCGGUGGAAUUUUCUCCGCAAUGCUCGAGAUAUCUUCCAGGAAGGCUACGACAAGUAUCGAGGAGGCGUUUAUAAAGUCCAGAGUCUCCACAGCUGGAUGGUGGCCAUCACGAGCCCAAAACUAAUUGAGGAUAUGCGCAAGAUUCCAGACGAAUAUCUUUCCUCUCUUGAGGCCGUUGUUGAUCUUAUAUCGAUGGACUACACAGUAGGGAAGCCGAUGCACCAUGAUCCGUAUCAGGUUUCUGUGGUGAAAGGAAGCAUGACAAGAAAUAUCACGGUUAGAUUCUCGGAAGUGAGAGAUGAGAUUGUGGCCGCUUUUUCGGAGCUGUUGCCUCCUCAGGACGCCUGGGUUCCAACCAAACUCAAUCCUUUAAUGGCGAAAAUUAUUUGUAGAGCAAGCAAUCGGUUUUUCGUCGGACUGCCACUUUGCCGGAAUGAAGACUACAUAGACCUCAACGUAGGAUUCGCCAUGCAAGUCGCGAUCUCCGGUCAAUUAAUCGGUUUAUUUCCUGAUUUCAUAAAACCGAUUGCAGGAAAGAUUCUAAGCCCUCUACCUAGGAAUCUCAAGCGCGCGAAUAAGCAUCUUGGCCCAUUAAUCCAAGAACGCUUUUCACAAGAGAAGGAAUAUGGGACUACGGAUUGGCCUGACAAACCGAAUGAUUUGCUUUCGUGGCUUUUGGACGUGGCUACUGGUUCUCAGCGAACCAUGGAUGAUCUCACGAUGCGAGUGCUAGCCGUGAAUUUUGGUGCAAUACAUACAACUUUGCUGACUCUGACAAGCACUCUCAACUACCUCUGCCGUUAUCCCCAAUAUAUCGACAUCCUCCGCGCCGAGAUCGAGACUGUCACUGAAGAACAUGGUUGGACGAAACAAGCCAUGGGACGUAUGCGCAAAUUCGAUAGUUUUCUGAAGGAAGUCCAAAGGGUCGAACCAGCCGCGUGCUUUGGAGUCUUACGGAAAGUCAUGAAAGAUUAUACUUUCGCAGACGGGACCACUGUCCCCACAGGUGUCACUGUUGGGAUACCAAUUCGAGCUAUUCAACGUGACGAUUGUUAUUAUCCCGACGGAAACACUUUCAAUGGACUUAGGUUUUACGAGAUGAGAGAGGGCGACGGAGAAAGUCUAAAGCAUCAGAUGGUCACCCCGACUUCAGACUACUUCCUGUUUGGCAGUGGACGUCAUGCAUGCCCAGGUCGAUUCUUUGCGGUCAACGAGCUGAAAGCACUCGUCGCUCACAUGUUGUUGACGUAUGACAUCAAAGUUGAGAGAGAGGGCGGAGCGGAGAUGAAAUGGCUCGCGGCGAACGCGAUACAGGACAACGAUGUCCAUUUCCUGUUCAGAAAAAGGCAUACUAACAUGAAUGUUGUAUGCAAUGAGCAUGGAGGCGCGUAAGGCUUAUGACUAUAGGAUAAUUUAUUUCUUAUUUUGUAUCUAAAUCUGGAUGUCCGUUCAUCCAGUCACUGAAUUUACUACACUUCACCAG